This is a messenger RNA of Eurytemora carolleeae, 1348 nucleotides long. RefSeq names its product fibroin heavy chain. The coding region runs from base 57 to 1028 and encodes 323 amino acids. The transcript is spliced from 4 exons. NCBI's taxonomy places the organism in Eukaryota, Metazoa, Arthropoda, Copepoda, Calanoida, Temoridae. The record is from RefSeq and is a predicted model, not a curated record.
UAAGUAUAUAAGCCCAGGUUGGAAAGGGUUAAGGUACAUUCCUUUCAAGCGAAGACAUGAGGGCCUGGUUGUUGUUAAGCUUAGCUGUUGCAGUUGUAUCAGCAACUGUAGAAGAUGAAGCUGUUGUAGAGGCAGCUCCUGAAGAAAUUGAGUUAGAUCCAAAAUCAGGGUUAGAUCCUAACCUUUUCCCCUUCUAUCCCUACCCCUACCCGGAGUAUAGAAACCUAGCUCCUCAACCAUUUCCAGAACAAGAGGCUUUCAACCCAUACCUAGAACAGGAGCUCAGGAACUUUGGAGGUGGACUUGGGGUUCAACUGGGACCUCUUGGAGCUGGACUGGCGGCUGGAGUUGGACCUAAUGGAAUUAGUGGUAACUUGGGACUUGGGUUCAAACAGUAUCAGUAUUAUGGUACUCCAGGAUACUACAAACAAUUCUACAGUCCCAGUCUUACUCAAGCAUACUCCCCUUAUACCUACUCCCAGCAGUCCUACUCACCAGCAGUACAGGCCUAUUCACCUGAGUACUACCCUGUUGAUUCUAGAACAGCUGGAUUUGGAGGCGGGUUCGGAGCAGCACUAGGACCUCUCGGAGUAGGGCUUGCAGGAGGCUUAGGACAAAGAGGAGUCAAUUUCGGAGGAGGAGUGGGUUUCAACCCUCAGUACCAGUACUAUGGUACCCCAUCCGUUUACAAACAGUACUACAGUGCAAGGCCGCUCCAGUAUAUCUCUAGCCCUGCACUCUACAACUACGCCAGUUCUAGAGGAAUAUAUGGUUCAUUAAAUGCAAACGCUGGACCUUUUUCAUUGGGAGCAGGAGGAAAUGCUGCCCUAUCAGGAACUUAUGCCGGAGCACAUUUAGGACUUGGACAGACUGCACUAGCCGCUGGUGCUGGAGGUGGCUUUAAACAAGGAGGUUUUAAUGCCGGUGGAGGAGCCGGAUUCGUAAAUCAACCUCAAUACACUCUCUUCAACAUUCCUUACUAUACAAACCAGUUUACCCGUCCUUAUACACCUAGUUAUAAAUAUUAAUCAAAAUUAUUGAUUUACAAAAAAGUUUUGAUUUUUGACCACCUGGGUAAAAAAAUGGCCAUCAGGUGGCUUUCAAAAUGGUCACCAGGGGGUUUUAAAAAUGGCCAUGCCAAGGGGUUUCCAAACUUGCCGUAAGAUGGGUUCAAUCUGUUAAAAAAAUGGGUUUACAACUGGCUGCAGUUUUCAAAUGCUAUUUUAUUUUAAAAUCCAUGUUCUUCCAAUGCUAUACUUAAAGAUCUCAAAUAAUUGAGUUUUCAAGGCAUUUUCUCAUAUAAUUUAUAUGGUUCAAUUUUCACAUGAAAAUAAACUAUUGAAAUUUU